CGGCGGGGACUCGCCGUGGAGUUCGGGUGUCACCCUGGGGCGCUUGAGAGACUCCCAGAGACCCCCGAGGCGAGCCAGGGCUGGAGUCCCGGACCCGGCCCCUGGGAGAUGUGACAGUCAGUGGCCGGACCAGCCCAGACCCACACCCCAGUAGGCUGGCGCUCAGAGGUCUGCCGGCCCCUUCCGGUCAGGAUGGUGGACACAGGAAGCCCACUGUGCACUCUCUCCAGCCUCGAUGCUGACGACCUGGAAAGCCCGUUAUCUGAAGAAUUCCUCCAGGAAAUGGGGAAUAUCCAUGAGAUUUCACAAUCUAUCGGUGAGGACAGCUCCGGAAGCUUCACUUUUCCAGAAUACCAGUGUCUGGGAAGCGGCUCUGUAUCGGAUGGCUCCGUGAUCACAGACAGCCUGUCUCCCGCAGCCAGCCCUUCAUCCGUCACUUGUCCUGUGGUUCCUGGAGGUGUGGACGAGUAUCCCAGCGGAGCCCUCAACAUUGAAUGCAGGAUCUGCGGGGACAAGGCCUCAGGCUACCACUAUGGCGUCCACGCGUGUGAAGGCUGCAAGGGCUUCUUCCGCCGGACGAUCCGGCUGAAGCUGGCAUAUGACAAAUGCGACCGCAGCUGCAAGAUUGUCAAGAAGAAUCGUAACAAGUGCCAAUACUGCCGCUUCCACAAGUGCCUGGCUGUGGGCAUGUCACACAACGCGAUUCGCUUCGGCCGCAUGCCGCGAUCAGAGAAGGCGAAGCUGAAAGCUGAGAUCCUCACGUGUGAGCAGGAGGACGAGGGCCCCGGCAGUGCAGACCUCAGGUCCCUGGCCCGGCGGAUCUAUGAAGCCUACUUGAAGAACUUCCACAUGAACAAGGUCAAGGCCCGUGUCAUCCUAGCGGGGAAGACCAGCAACAACCCGCCUUUCGUCAUACACGACAUGGAGACGCUGUGUAUGGCCGAGAAGACACUCGUGGCCAAGAUGGUGGCCAACGGCGUCCAGAACAAGGAGGCUGAGGUCCGCAUCUUCCAUUGCUGCCAGUGCAUGUCGGUGGAAACUGUCACGGAACUCACCGAGUUCGCCAAGGCCAUCCCAGGCUUCGCAAGCUUGGACCUCAACGACCAAGUCACCUUGUUGAAGUACGGCGUCUACGAGGCCAUCUUCGCGAUGCUGUCAUCCAUGAUGAACAAGGACGGGAUGCUCAUAGCCGAGGGCAACGGCUUCAUCACGCGCGAAUUCCUCAAAAACCUCAGAAAACCGUUUUGUGAUAUCAUGGAGCCCAAAUUUGACUUCGCUAUGAAGUUUAACGCGCUGGAACUGGAUGACAGUGACAUUUCCCUCUUUGUGGCUGCCAUCAUCUGCUGUGGAGACCGGCCCGGCCUCCUGGACAUCGGCUCCAUCGAGAAGAUGCAGGAGGGCAUCGUGCACGUGCUGCGGCUCCACCUGCGCAGCAACCACCCUGACGACGCCUUCCUCUUCCCCAAGCUGCUCCAGAAGCUGGCCGACCUGCGGCAGCUGGUCACGGAGCACGCGCAGCUGGUGCAGGUGAUCAAGAAGACCGAGUCGGAGGCAGCGCUGCAUCCACUGCUGCAGGAGAUCUACAGGGACAUGUACUGACCGCCCACGGCACCCGGCCUCGCAUGGCUUCUCCUGGACCCAGGUGUGCCUCAGCUGCUAGGACUCGUCGAGGCCUGCCUGGCACCACCUUUGCGCACCAAGGCACGGUUCCUUGCCUCACACCAGCACUUGGCCGCCGAGUUACCUGUGACUUGUCCCCUCUGUGCCUGUCCUUCAGUGGCCAUGCACCUGCACAAUCUGGAAAACUAAUCUGCACUUUUUUUAUGACCUACCUUCCUGGUCCUCUCCGUCUCGACGUAAAAGCUCAGCUAUGGAAAACCAGCACAAUAUUUACACAGACUUCAGUCCCCCUUCCCACGGCUGAAGCAGAGGAUGGAGAAUUGUAACGGACUCUUGGAUAAGCUGUCCCAGCGCAGUUCGUUGGGGGCUGUGACUAUGAACACGGGCAAAGCCCCCUUUGGGGUUUCUUAGAAGAUACUAGCAAAGUGCCUUGGAGCUCCAGGAGCCGCUGGAAGCUGAGUCAGCCAAAAGCCAUGCACGGUCUGAAGCUCAGCUGCCCAGCUGGCUCCUCUUGGGCCCAUGUCCUCGGGCUCCUGGUACCCCACUAGCGCUUUUUAGGGGCUAACAGGGGAGUGGUUUCUGAAAUUUUGGGUGGGAGGCCCAUUAGGCAACUCCCGUGUUUUUCCCUAUGUCUUGAAAACCCAGCGCUUCUUCCUACCUCCUUGGCAGAGCUUGGCUGACCUCCCAAAGCAGAGACGGGGUGGAUGUGACUUCUGCUCCCGAGGGGCGGUGCUGGUCUUUGGAGGCUGGGGGAGGAGAGAGUGGCAGAGCC
Ochotona curzoniae (black-lipped pika) is the source of this 2392-nucleotide messenger RNA. RefSeq names its product peroxisome proliferator activated receptor alpha (gene PPARA). The transcript has 8 exons. Bases 193 to 1599 code for a protein of 468 amino acids. NCBI's taxonomy places the organism in Eukaryota, Metazoa, Chordata, Mammalia, Lagomorpha, Ochotonidae. Gene Ontology annotation, biological process: negative regulation of inflammatory response; hormone-mediated signaling pathway; regulation of lipid metabolic process. The record is from RefSeq and is a predicted model, not a curated record. Gene Ontology annotation, molecular function: RNA polymerase II cis-regulatory region sequence-specific DNA binding; zinc ion binding; nuclear receptor activity. Gene Ontology annotation, cellular component: nucleus.